UGUGCCAGUGGCUCUUUAAAGCGAUGCUCUGCCCCAACUCGCAAGCCCCAAUCUCUUUGGACUUGUUGCCAUAUCACGUGCCAGAUUCUUAAUGAAGUGGACACACGAGGGCCCCGUGUGCGCAUGCGCUUGGUGUAAAAUGUAGUUGGAAAUGAGGUGUCCGUCUUGGAGUAGUCGACUUUUAAAAAGCAUCGGCAGCCCCUGAUAUGACGACUUCGCUGGUUCUGCAUCCACGCUGGGCGGACACCUUGAUGUACGUUUAUGAAAAAAGCCCGAAUGACAACAGCCAGAAUAAAAGCCAAACAAUGGAGGGACUGAGCGGUAACUGCCCUGCGUCCCACUGCAGGGAACUGAUGUCGCACCCUGCGCUCGGACGACAUUCUGGCACCAUCGCGACGCACCAGGGCUCCGUCUACUCGGAUAUUUCCUCCGCCGACACCGGCCGCCAGUGUCCCGCUCCUCAGACGUCAUCCAGCGCGUCUUUGAGCUACGGCUACCCGUUUGGAAACCCUUAUUACGGCUGUCGGUUGUCUCACUCGCACAACGUGAACUUACAGCAGAAACCGUGCUCGUACCAUCCCGCAGAGAAAUACGUGGAGCCCAGCACGGCGCUGCCCACGGAAGAACUAUCCACUAGGGCGAAGGAGUUUGCCUUCUAUCCGAGUUUCGCCAGCUCGUAUCAAGCUGUUCCGGGAUACCUUGACGUGUCGGUGGUCCCCAGUAUCAGUGCGCAUCCCGAACCGCGCCACGACGCCCUGAUUCCCAUGGAGGGUUACCAACACUGGGCGCUCUCCAACGGCUGGGAUGGGCAGGUGUACUGCUCCAAGGAGCAAACGCAGUCAGCUCAUCUUUGGAAAUCUCCAUUUCCAGAUGUUGUUCCGCUGCAGCCUGAAGUCAGCAGUUACCGUCGAGGACGGAAAAAGCGCGUUCCCUACACGAAGAUCCAGCUGAAGGAGCUGGAGAAAGAGUAUGCAGCCAGCAAGUUUAUUACCAAAGACAAGAGAAGACGCAUCUCGGCCGCCACCAACCUCUCAGAGCGCCAGGUCACCAUCUGGUUCCAGAACCGACGUGUCAAAGAGAAGAAAUUCGUCAGUAAAUCCAAGAACAGUCACAUGCACGCCACUUGAUAGCAUGAGCAACCUUGAAAUUUUACAAAAAUGAAAUGAAAAAAGUGGCUGAAAAACACUUAGGCUUUUUUUUUAUUUAAAAUUUCCACAGACCAAUAAGCCAUCACGCCCCCUGUUUUCAUUUUAGAGAUGACGCUCUAAAAACUGUGAAAGUAUUGAGAAUUCACUUCACAUU
This is a messenger RNA of Thalassophryne amazonica, 1302 nucleotides long. RefSeq names its product homeobox C13a (gene hoxc13a). The coding region runs from base 207 to 1127 and encodes 306 amino acids. Lineage: Eukaryota; Metazoa; Chordata; Actinopteri; Batrachoidiformes; Batrachoididae. Gene Ontology annotation, biological process: regulation of transcription by RNA polymerase II. The record is from RefSeq and is a predicted model, not a curated record. The transcript has 2 exons. Gene Ontology annotation, molecular function: RNA polymerase II cis-regulatory region sequence-specific DNA binding; DNA-binding transcription factor activity, RNA polymerase II-specific.